Messenger RNA from Phaeodactylum tricornutum CCAP 1055/1, 1301 nucleotides. RefSeq lists its product with no specific name. Gene Ontology annotation, cellular component: cytoplasm; nucleus. The record is from RefSeq and is a predicted model, not a curated record. The transcript has 2 exons. Gene Ontology annotation, molecular function: protein binding; protein-arginine N-methyltransferase activity. The coding region runs from base 87 to 1301 and encodes 404 amino acids. NCBI's taxonomy places the organism in Eukaryota, Bacillariophyta, Bacillariophyceae, Surirellales, Neidiaceae.
CAUCCCUGGAGUUUGAUAUUACUGUGAAUUCCAAUGGACUUCUUGCUGACUUUGAGUCCCUCUCUGUUGUGUGUAGCUUUGUCGUGAUGGCGGACAUGGAAAUGGGAGAAGAAAACGUAGCCGAAUCGUUGGUAGAUAUGGACAAGGUCCGCACAAUUAUCGAGGCUUGCAAGACUGGAAAUAUGGAGGUAAUCGACGCGCUCGUAUCGGAGAGUCCGACGUUCGCCGCGCAACAGGAGCUCGAAACGGGUCAAUCACCGCUCAUGGUCGCAGCAUCGUACGGAAAUGGGAAUUUGUGCCAGUAUCUACUAGAAGCGGGAGCUCCGUGGAACGCCAUUGAUAGACAAGGACAGUGUGCAGGGAACUACGCCACUGCCAAUCAACACUGGGGUGUGGUCAACUUGCUCGUGGACUGGGGCGUACGUGCCGAAUUGGUGCUGGGCAUGAUGGAACGGACAAAACGCGAUAUCGGGGAAUCUGUUACGUUGCAGGCCCAACCUGGUGCGGCCGAGAAUCAGCCCUGCACCAAGCCCGACUAUUUACGCCAAAGGCUUCAUUACACAGCCGACGGUCAAUCGUUGCUGGAUGCCGACAAGGAUGCGGUCAUGAUGGAAUGGGAGCGUCCGCUGAUGAAGGCGCACGCACAAAUCAUGAUGGAAGGAUCAGGACGGCGCGUUUUGAAUGUUGGCUUUGGUAUGGGAAUCAUCGAUACGGCAUUGCAAGAACUCAGCCCAUCACACCAUAUAAUCAUUGAAGCCCAUCUAGAUGUCUACAACCGAAUGAUCGAAGAGCGAUGGGACCGACGUCCUAAUGUGCAAAUAUGCUUUGGGCGAUGGCAAGAGGUAUUGCCUCAGCUUGUAAGCGAAGGAGUCGUUGUCGAUGCAAUUUUUUACGACACGUAUGGGGAGCAUUUUUUGGACCUGGAAGACUUUCACGCCCUGAUUGUAAAGAUACUGAGUAAGCCACACGGAAUCUACUCUUUUUUCAAUGGCUUGGCCCCAGAUAACCUGUUCUUUCACGGCGUCGCCUGCCAGUGUGUCAAGCUCCAGCUUUCACAGCUUGGACUGGACAGCGAAUUUUUGCCAUGCGAAAUUCAAGUCAAAGAUCAGGUUUGGGAAGGAAUCCGACGUAAGUACUGGCACGAUCGUGAUACGUACUAUCUACCCAAGUGUACGUGGAAUGCUCAAUUUUUGGCCACCGGAACGCCGCCGGUCGAAGCAAUUGUCGAAGACGCACGCAAAAAUAAAACGGCAGCUGAUGCGCAACAACUUGGCGAGAGUAAGAGACAAAAGUGCGCGUAA